GUCUCUCUCUCGCGUCUCGUUUACACCGCCUGGACAGCCUGGACAGUCUGGAAAGCCAUGACUCGACCCUUGGCAAACUCUAUUGGUCAGGCCGAUGGCCGAUAGUCGACCCGGAAAAGUAGCGCCGCCGUGCCUCUCGAGACUCGUGAGCCUCUACAGUAGAGCCUCAGCAUUGCCGUCGCCUCGCGGCCUUGCGGGGCCGACGCGCGGUGGCGGCUUGCGGCUUGCUGCGUGGAUCGUGGAUCGUGGGUUGUGGAUUGUGGCUCGUGGUCCCCCCAGCCCCAAGCAGCUCAUGACGGCUCAGAGCUUACCGCUCACGGCCUACGGCCCACGGCCCACGGCUCACGGCCCACGGCUCACGGCUCACGGCUCAUGGUUCACAGCUUCCGGCUGUCAGUGCUGCAGUGGCUGCGGCUAUGGCUGCGGUUCACGGCCCAGCGUCAUCCUCACCCCCGAGCUUAAUGCUUAGGCCCGACCCAGGAGAGUGAGACCGACGUCGUGAGCCUGCGCACGUCUGCGGGAAAGUCGAGAAGCAGAACGAGCAGAACGAGCAGAACGAGCAGAACGAGCAGAACGCACAAGGCACAAGGCAGAACGGG
Molecule: messenger RNA, 599 nt
Organism: Cutaneotrichosporon oleaginosum
Lineage: Eukaryota; Fungi; Basidiomycota; Tremellomycetes; Trichosporonales; Trichosporonaceae
Source: RefSeq, a predicted model, not a curated record